Messenger RNA from Pseudomyrmex gracilis, 4746 nucleotides. It is a transcript of the gene stac, whose product is annotated as protein unc-13 homolog 4B. Bases 814 to 4194 code for a protein of 1126 amino acids. The transcript is spliced from 17 exons. The record is from RefSeq and is a predicted model, not a curated record. NCBI's taxonomy places the organism in Eukaryota, Metazoa, Arthropoda, Insecta, Hymenoptera, Formicidae.
CAAUAUGACACCAGCAAUUAAAUUUCAAAAUUUUGAGGAGUGAAAUAAUAAACGUUUAUAUACACCAUGUGGAUCGCACUUUUUUUAGUGUUAUGAUUUAUAUGUGUUUUAAUCGAUGACGACUGUCAAUUAUGCACGAUUAAAUAUGCGAUGACUCGUGUGUUGCCGAUAAGAAAGGUCGUGGCCGUCGUGGAAGUGUACCUUUGACCGCGACCAAGUUUAAUACCGCAAUGAAUUUCGCAUCGACUGCAUGUGUGAUAAAAGUUCAGUUUUUUCUCUUCACAAAGUGCAAUCGUGUCGGCAUAUAAAAUUUUAAACAAUAAAUUUAAUUUUGGCAAAAACAAUAUUUUUUUCUGCUCGCCUUUCCACCCUCUCUCGUCGAAUGUGAAUCGACGGAAAUCAGUGCACAGAAUUUCUCGUCUUCACACGACUGUACGAACAUGCGGCGUGAACAAGUUUGACGUCUGAUUCAGGCCAGAACCGCUGAUGCAUGAACAUCAUUGUUCUUAGUGUCUCAGAGUUAACAACAUGAUCUUCUGUUUUACGUCUCCGUGGGUCAGUGUCGUGUCGCUCUAGAUUCCUCUUCUCUAGAUCUACUUUAUCAUCGUCUUCGCGACUGUUGGAAACAAAUAGUUUGAGAAAAAUUGUACUUGCGCUUACUGACUGAACGGGAUUUCAGUUUGGUAUGUGCACAUAAAAUAUGAAAAAAACAUAUCGUAGUUUACAACAAUGACAGUGUUAGGCGCGGAUAAGAAGUAUCAUAGUGUGUAAAGAAUUCAAAAAUGCGUAAUUGAGUGCGUGAUUAUCUCAGUAAUGUCAGUAGUGUUUAUAUGUAAUUUCGAGAAGUGUUCAACUGUGCGUAUGAAGCUCAACAUGGUGAGCACAAAUUCGUCCUUACGGGCGGUUACCCUCAAUCGCAUGAGAAAUACGUUUUGCGGAAUACCUAAAGUUGAAAUUGAACGCAGAACUAACGCGCUCCUGCAGUCUAUGACGAUAGAAGAACUUUAUGCUGCCCUGGUGUAUAUGACACAACAUCAAAUCGGUUUUGACGUUUCCAAAGAGUGCGGCGAGGAAACUUUGUUGAAUCAUUUACAAAAUGCUUUUAAAGUCGAUAACGAAACGCACGAGAGAGUAUUGGAACACACGCGAAAUCUUGAACCACCAGAAUUGCAUCUCAAUGUUGAAGUAAUUGAAGCGAAAGAACUGGUGUCUAAAGAUUCCAACGGUAAAAGUGAUCCCUUCUGUGUUCUCUACCUCGAAUCGGCGCCUACUAGAAGAUAUAACACUGCCGUAAAAACCUGCACUCUUAGCCCCGUCUGGGAAGAACAUUUUGAAUUACCAUUGGAAGAUCCUGAAAACGACGUUUUGUGUCUUGAAGUGUGGGACUUUGACGCUGCUGAAACCGUGCCUGAAAAGAUGAGCAAAGUCAAGGAUGUUAAAGGAGUUCGUGGUUUGGUUAAAUUAGCAAAGGAAAUUGCAGUAACUGCCACGACAGGUAGUCACGAUAACGAAUUUAUUGGACGAUGUCGAAUAUCGCUGAAGGAUAUACCGACAACAGGACACACUAUGUGGUAUGCUUUAGAGAAAAAAAACAAAACAAAACGACGAGGCGUCGUAAAGCUGCGAUUGGCCUUCAGCGCGGAACAUAAUGCGCAAGUGGCCGCGCAAGAACAUCGACACCUGCUGCGAGUGUUACUACUUCAUGAGAUUGAAACAGAAAAAAUCGAAAAAUACUGUUGGUGCGGUCGUUGGUCGGGGCCGGCGGAAGCUCUUCUUCUUCAACACAGCGCGCAGCGUGGUUUACUAGCUAGAAAUCUCACUCUUGCACAAUGGGUUGAAUAUGCCAGGAUUCAUCAAGAGCAUCCAUUAAGUUUUACUGUUUUCAAUAAGCUCGCGAUCGAUUUACUCAGGCCAAUGGACGGUGGUUUGUUUUCUGCUGACGAAACCAGACUCUUCUGGGAUGCCACUAAGAAAGUACUGUAUUCAUGUUUAAAUAGUAUACGAAAAAUUCGAAGACUGACUUUGGAGGAUAAAAACACCAUGGUGCAACUAUCCGCUAUUUUAGGGAUAAUAUCAUCUAUAUCCUCCCUGAAAGUUCCUGACGAUAUUGACCUUUUUCCAGUCAAAAUGUAUUCUUGGUUUCCUCACGAAAUUGAUAGUCUUAGAAUAGACGUACUACAAGGUUUAGAAUACACUAUUAUACAAGGUUGCGCCGAAUGGUUUGAACACAUAAUAAACAAUAACUCUCCAGAAACGGAUUCGGACGAAGAUGCGCUCAAAUAUUAUAUCAAGGUAAUUCAAUUGAUUAGAGCUGACUUACAGAAAGCCAUUGAUAAUUACGACAAAUUAUUCAUAAAAAGAGUCAACGUUCCGUACGCGAGGCUGUUGUAUAUUACGUAUGAAAAAAGAAUUAGCGACAUGUGCACCAUUAUCAUAGAAGAUGUGUGCGCUAGAUUGAAGCGAAUUGAAGUCGACAGCACUGACAAUGAAGAGUUGAGCUUAGGAACAACUCUUUUUGAACUGUAUCUUAUGCUCCAAAGAUACGCUGUACUUGGUCAGAUACUUUGUGCCGAAGGACAGCUGGAAGAUAUGAAAAUACAAAAUUAUUACGAGUGGUUCCGAAGUGGUGUCGCGCACUGGCUUGACAUCGCAGUUUACAAAGCACUUAAACGUAUCGAUCGAGCGGUCGAGAUCGACACCUUACAAGCGGUUGACAGUAGCGUUCAGUACAGCUCAAGUGCUGUAGAUACAUUAACGACAUUCUAUCAAAUUAAAGUGUUUUGGACGCAAUUAGCGUGGCCCGAUGUUGAAGGUUCUUACACGUUUAUAGCAAAGAUUAUCGAUGAUAUUUGUAAGUGUUCCAUUGCGUACGCCGACAAGAUGGCGAAAAAGGCGGAAAUAACUACGGAAUUGGAACAACUGUCGCAGAGUAGCGUUUACGAGAAAAAGUUCACAAUAUCAACGGCUUGGUGCUUUGCGAUCAAUAAUAUAGACUAUAUUAGAAUAUCAAUAGCACCGUUGGCCAAAGACUUGGGACUGGAAAAUAUUGUCGAGGCUUUGAGGGAGCACAGAACUCACGAAGAGGCCGAUCGUUGUCGACAAACGCUUCACCUUAUUAUCGACAACGCGGCGGAUACUGUAAAGAAUAAGAUCAUAGAUUUGAUGGAAGUCGUAGCUAACAAAAUGUCUCCUGCAAUGAACAGGUAUCUCAUAGAAGGUGCCGAAUUGAUUGAUACGACUAGCAACGCAAUGGAUCGUCUAUUGCAGUAUCUAGACACUAACUUGACAACUUUACAUGAUAAUCUCAAUGAGGACAACUUUAACAGAGUUCUCCUAGUGAUAUGGGAAAUCAUGUCGCAGACGUUGUACGAGCUAGUCGACACUAAUUUGGAGAAACGGCGACCGCCAGCAUUUUACUCGAAUUUGCAUCGAACUCUUCACACGCUCAUCCGAUUCUUCAACCUCGGUGCCGAUGAAACAUCGAAUGUUCAAGUCUUAGAGAAAAUCGAGCGUCUUUUAAAAUUACACGGUCUCGAAACAGCCGAGCUCAUACAUCGCUAUCAUCAAGAACGUCUUGAACAACAAGAGGAAAUAGAAAAUCCCGUUUACGGUCUUAUCACAGUUAAAGCGCAUUUCAUCGACAAUUCGUUAAAUAUACAGAUUCUAAAUGCGAGAAACCUUCAUUGCAUGGACAAUAAUGGCGAUUUUAUAAGCAAGCUGUCUACUUUCGAGCGCAAACUGCACUCAAAAUCUAAACAAAGACUGAAAGAAGGGAAGACAAGCAAGUGCGAUUCCUACGUCAAAAUCAGAUUGUUACCCGAGGAAAAGUUCGCUGAUAUCAAAGCGCCGAAAACACACGUACAAAAAGAAACGCUUUUUCCUCUUUUUGACGAAACGUUUAACAUUUCUCUUACUCCGGAACAAAGAGCCGUGGAAGACGCUAUAGUGGCAUUCGAAAUAAAGGACAAAGACUUUCUCAGAUCGAGAUUUAUGUCUGAAGCCUUCCUACCGUUCAGCAAGAUUCCUACCUCUGGAACAAAUACUGACUUUGCAAUUUUAGACCAAGUUCAUUUGAAACUUUCUCGUCCAACCAAAACUAGUACGGACGUCAUUCGCGCAUUGGAGCAUCGAAAGGGUGACAAUCAAGCGAUGGAGUUUAUUUCAAGGCUUAACACUAAAGCGAACUCAAAAUGAUUUAUGUGGAGCUUCAAUGUAAAUCUACGUUGAAGUAAUUGUUGAAAGUACACAAUUCAAACUAUGUUCAAGCAAUUACUUAUUUUUUAUGAGAAACGUAUCGAUGUUAAAAGGCCAUGUUCUUGUGAAGAAGUUGCUAUAAAAAGUGUUUGUUAAGUAUGUACUUUAGCCAAUGUUCUAUCAUAAACUUGAUAGAACACUCUUAGCGCGAUAAUGCUAAUGAGUGUUUCAGGGCUGUGUAUAGUUUUAAUUGGUUUGGUACUUUCGAAAACAUCUUUUGUCGCAUUUUAAAACCUUGAAUAAUAACUGUAAGUCUGAAAAGCUGCUGCUUAUUUUUGGAAAAGCAAUAUUUAUAUUUAUUACAAAGAAAUAAUUAUAUAUAAUAAGUAAAUAAAUAAUCAUAUAUAAUAACUAUAUAUAUGUAUACUUAAAGACUUUUCUAACGCAAAGCUCAUGAUAAAUUCAUAAUAUUACAUUAUAUAAAUUCGGAAGAGAAUUUUUUAUAUUGUAUAUGUGUGUAUGUAAUAUUGUUAUAAUAUAUUCAGCUACACU